Messenger RNA from Drosophila bipectinata, 1950 nucleotides. It is a transcript of the gene fru, whose product is annotated as sex determination protein fruitless. The record is from RefSeq and is a predicted model, not a curated record. Lineage: Eukaryota; Metazoa; Arthropoda; Insecta; Diptera; Drosophilidae.
AUGGGCUGGAACUAUGGAUCCUGGCGCCUCGAUGAUAUUAACCUCAAGCAGCAGCCACAUCAUCCCCAGCAGCAUCGCAAGUCUCAGCCUUUUAGCUUUUAUGCACGCGACUACUACUACCAACAGCAACAGCAGCAGCAGCAGCAACAACCACACAUUUCCCUAAGCAACGGCAGCAUGCGGCAACAGCAACAACAGCAGCAGCAGCACAGACGCCACCACCAGGAGCAGCAACUACAGUCGAUCAUCAUAGACGAGAGCGACGAUAAUGAAAUAGAUGAGGAGCAUCAGCAGCAGAUGAGGCUGAAUUUCGAGCGCUAUAUGGAGGAGCUGAAGCAGUUCGUCCCCUACGAUCACCAAGAAACUUUGUGCAAUAGCAACACCAAUAAUAGUAACAACAAAAACAGUAACAGCAGCAACAACAGAGAUCCCACAAAUGCCAAUCAAAUGGAAGCUACUACAACUACUACUAAUAGUAACGAUAAUGCUAAUAAUAAUAAUAGUUAUGCUAACAGUACUAGGAAUUACAACAAAAGGCAGCCGUAAGCAGCAACACAUGCAACAUGCAACAACACCCAUUGAUACUCAAAGAAACAAUUUUACCGAAUAAGAACCUAAAAUGUUGAAACAAUUUAAGGGUAAGCCAAAUUCAUUUGUCAAUUAUGUAGGCGAAACAGAGGAAUCGAGCCAGCUGCGUAGAAACGAAAAAGGAAUCUAAUGCUGAUCUGUGCAGGAAGCAACGUACAUACAUAUAUUGUCAUGGUUUCAACUAGAUACGGAUGUUGCAGUUGCAACCGUCGCACAAGCCCACAUCCACACGCACUUUAUACCGUAUAGUAAGAGAAUUUAUUCUUAAUGAAAUUUUAAUUGUAAAGCUAAAAGGGUUUCCAAGGCAGCUAAGAAGAGGGUGGAAAAUAAUCUGGAUAAAAUUGAAGAAAAAAGGUUUUAAUAAGUAGCACUCAAAUAUUUACAAGUAAAACCAGAGAAGAAACUAUAUAAAAUAUACUAAUUGUAUUUCAAGAACUACUCAUAUGUGGAAUUACAAGUUUUUAAAAUCGUUGGACCUGUCAGACAUUUGUGCCAAAGUCUCUCUUGGUGGUAGUGCCAACAUCCAUGGCUGCACUCUCUCUCUUUGCACCUGUUCGUUGUUGCAUUUAACACUAAUAUGCGCACUCAGACACUCACAAACAUACGCACACCAAACACACACCCACGAAGAACACCCACUAACCCACCCUGAAGCCACUCUGAUACUCUAGAAAAGUUAGGAGCGAACAUUGAAGACAUUUUAAACGAGAGAUUUCUAAGCUGCUAACCAUUUAAAUGUUUUAUAUAAAUGUAUAAUUAAUUAUAAUUACGAUAAUUGCCGUUUUGGUGUUACAAAAAACACACAAAAACCAACCAGAAUAACAACAAAUAACAAGAAAUGUAAAAUAGUAUAACAGAACUACAAACUACACAGUUUAAUCGAUAUUUAUAAAGAAGAAAAAAGUAAUAAUAUUUAAUGGAAAUUUCUCUGCAUACAUGUAUCUAUAUCUAUGAUGUACAAAUCUGUGCGUUUGUCUAUGUUAAUGGACCUUUGAAGACAUGCCCUAAUCUUAGAAACGCAGUUUUAAACUAAUCUAAUCCGAGCUAAACUAAUUCGCUGAUUACGGAUACUAAACUAAUGUUAAUUUAUUCACAACCAUUUUAAAAAAGUGUGCGAAUGAGUCUCGAACAGAGCGAUUGUGGUUGAUCCAACCCGAUCUGAUGUAUUAUAGUUAGCGAGCGAUCCUCACCGAUCCAGAUCCAGUUGGAUCAGUGCAUGUGGCCGAGUUUGUUAUCCAGUCUAUAAAAACCUAUUAAAGACGCAUUAAGGGCGUGAGUUAAUCUUAAUUUUUACAGACUCCUCUAACUGUGUAAAUAUGAUUGAUGAUUCUCCCAAGAUUUCUGCUAGAUAAUCUACAUUAA